AUGGAUUCAAAUAAUCCAAGUUGGACUCCUGGAGAAUGGUAUACUAUUAUUCAAGGAUGGAGAGUCAACAAACCGAUUAUACUAUCAAACAAGGUGAUGCAACAACCUUCAUCUGCAUCAUCUUUAGCAUCAUCAUCUGCCUCUAUACAAGAUCAACAACAACAGCAGCAGCAGCAGCAAGGUCAACAACAAGAAAACGAAGAUCAACAACAACAGCAACAACAGCAACAACAAACUCAACAAACUCAACCUCAACCUCAAACUCCAUCAUCACAAGAUCAAUCAUCACAAAAUGUUUCCCCCAUUUCAUCAAGUUCAUUACAACAAUCUGCAUCAUCAGGAGCAUCAGCAUCAUCUUUACCACAACCAACAACGAUACUAAGUGAAAACAAUGUACUAUCGAUUACAUCUACAACAAUUGUAGAGGGAUUGUUAAAGACUUUAAAGUCGGAAAGAGACGACAUUCUCCGUAUCAAUCUACUAUUGUUUCUCUCUGAAAAUUGUACACUUUUAUUGGAAGAGGAUAUCAAACGAUUUGAAAAGGUUUUUAGUAUAUUGCAGUCACUUAUAAACUCUCAGGUUGACAGUUACCCUGUAAAGACUCAGGUUCUCACUACCAUGACCACUAUUCUCAUUUGCGAGUCUAUCAUCAAGACACAUCCACGUCUUGUAGAGACAUUUACCGACCUUUUACUUGACAUUGUCUCUAAAACAAAUAAUAGUAGUGAUCGUCUAUUAAGAGGAUCUGCAUGUCUUUGUUUAUUGGAAUUGGAAUUAACCUAUCCAUGUCUAUUGUCGGCAUUUAUCCCUUCAUUGCUAUCCUAUGUACAACUUGAAAAUACUCAUCUCAUUCAACAAUAUACUCAAUUAUUCACUACCGUUCUUCAAAAUGCUGUCAUUUGUGAACAUGAAGAAUUGGUUCAACAACAUCAUCAACAACAACAACAACAGAAUAAUAAUAAUAAUCAAAAUAAUCAAAAUAAUCAAAAUAAUACAUCACAAUCAUUUAAAUCACCUACACCAAAUAAUUUAAUGUCACCUCCUCCUACUCCAUCAAAUCAAAGUUCAUUAAAUUAUAGAAGAUCAUUAUCACGUAUACCAUCAAGUGCCAAUUUACAAUUACCAUCAAUCUUUCAAAAUGAUCUAUCAUUGCAACGAUCAGCAGUAUUUACAAUUCCACAAAACAUCAAAUAUGCACCAAUUGUAACUUUGUUGGCAACUCUUUCACAACAAUCGAUUAGACUAUCAGAGUCUGUUGGAAAAGAACUUUUAAAAUGUAUCAGUGUCGUAGUAGAUCAAUCACCUCAGCUAAACUCUUUUGGUUUAAUUUCAAUCAUUCUCCAACUCGUUCCACUCAUUGACAUUGCAUCCAUCCCCCAUACAGUAUUUCGUCAUCCUCAUCUCUACAAAUUAUUCUUUACUAGAAAUCCUCAACAAUUCCAUCUCUUACUUUACCUUGCCCUAAAAUUCCCAGAUGUCUAUACAAUGGAUGAAUUUGAUAUGUUCUUUAAUAGAUUAAUUUUUAUGAUGAAUGAUGUUUCUUUACCAUUAGAACAUAGAAUUUUAGCAAUUGAUUGGUUACUUUCAAUACCAAAUAAAUUAAAAGUAGAUAUAAAACCAAUGUCAAUUAUUAGGUUUUAUAAUCAAUUCUAUCCAACUUCAUUUGAUACAAUAACAUUAAAAGAAGUUAAAUUAUAUGCAAUGUGUAAAUGUAUUUUGGAUAAUAAUAAAAAUAUUACAAACAAAUCAAUUCCUCCAAAUGAUUUAAUGAAAUCUUUAAUAUGUUUGGAUGAAUUUAGAUAUCAUUUAAAUGAACAUUCACAACCAACAAAGAUUGUAUUUUCAAUUUUAUUACUCUAUUUGGAAUCAUUUUCAUCUUUUUCAAUUAUUUUUAAAAAUAUUGAAUCUUUCCUUUCAGAAUUAUUAUUAAAUUAUCCACAAUUUUUAAAUAGUAUAAUAUCAUUAAUGAAUGGAAUACCAGACAAGAAAACAAAGAUUCAUUUAUUCUUGUCAUUGUCUAGGGUAAUCGUUUCACUUGGGUCAUUGAAAUUUUUACAUUAUUUACCAUUGGUAGAAAGAAUUGUAUUGGAAGAUCAAAUUAAUCCAACUCUGGUACUAAACAAAAUAUGUGAUUUGGUAAGAAGAAAAUCAAUUUGUGGACAAGGUAAUUGGACCAUUGGGAAUAUGAUUAUUUCAAUUUGUAGACGUACCUUGAUAACACACAACUCCCAACCUCUAUUUAAACCACUCCGUUUAAUUCUUUGUACGUUGGCAAAUUAUUUUUCAAAUGUUGAAAUUCGUGAUCGUGCAAGUUUCUAUGAUAGAUUAUUAACUCAUCUACCUGAUGAUAAAAUUAAAACUUUAUUAAUUUCUCAAGGAAAUCAAUCAAAUCAUCAAAAUGUUAUAAUAUCAUCAACAACAUUAUCAAAAGUUAUCAAAUCACAUCCAAAUUUUGUAUCGAUUUCACAAAUAACUAAACCAAUUAUACAUCAUUUUAAUAUUGGUGAUGUAACACCAGUGAUUCAUGGAUCUGGAAUGGUAGAUGAUUUUGAAAAGGCAUCAAGUCAAUAUCAACAAAUGUUGGCAGAACAUGAUAGACUUUGUCCAAGAAUUACUAUUCCCUAUCGUAUCAGAUAUAUGAAUCAAUUGCCUGCCAAUGUUCCAACCAAGAUUUAUGCUCUUUUGAUUCGUUUUAGAGAUACAUCAUUGGCAUGGGCAUCAACUCUGUCACCAAACAACCAAAAUCAAUCACCACCAAUGAUUUCAAUGUCUCCAGGAUCAAUCUCUCCCAACACUACUACACCAUUGAGUUCAUCCAUGUUGAUGAUGGGCGGCAAACUAGCAAGUAGUACAAAUGUUCCAGUUACAAUGUAUUCACCAAUCAACCCUAUUCGUAUCCCUUAUCUUUGCUACUCUAGUAAAGAAGAUGAAUUGGAAUUCCCUUAUAGUUUUGAUAUUGAUAUUACCUUUUCACCAAAAUAUCCAAUCCCAUCAACCUUUAAUGUUAAAAUGGUUUUCAACGACGAUGAAGGAAGAACUUGUAAAUCAAGUGGUUCUCAAAUUUCAAUUCAAUUCCAUCAUUUAUUUAUGGAAAUCCCCAUUCCAAUUACAUCUCCUCAAAUUGAUUCAAUGCAAUUCAAAUCAAAAUUAUUUAAAAAAUUUUGGAAAUUAUUUGAUCAAGAUUCUAAAAAUUUGAAUAAUUCAACAUCAUUAAUAUCAGUUAAAAAUAUGAAUAUAAAAUCAGAUAUAAUUGAAAAAUCAAUUCAAUUAAAUCAAAAUGAAAUGGAAGAAGAAAUAGAGGAAAUGGAAGAAAUGGAAGAAAUUGGAAAUAAUAAUAAUAACAAUGGUCAAAAUAGUGGAAUUGAAAAGAAAAAGAUUAUCAAUAGAAUUAAAUUGAUGAUGUUUUUACCACCUCAAUUCCAUUUAUUAUUAUUGUUUGAAAUUUCAAAAGAUGCAACCAUUGUAACCAUUAAAACAGAUUGUUGGAAAUGUUUAACUUUUAUUGAUCAAUUUCUUUUAUCAAUUUAA
Cavenderia fasciculata is the source of this 3528-nucleotide messenger RNA. RefSeq lists its product as uncharacterized. The transcript is spliced from 7 exons. The record is from RefSeq and is a predicted model, not a curated record. Gene Ontology annotation, biological process: endosomal transport. Gene Ontology annotation, cellular component: AP-type membrane coat adaptor complex. The coding region runs from base 1 to 3528 and encodes 1175 amino acids. NCBI's taxonomy places the organism in Eukaryota, Evosea, Eumycetozoa, Acytosteliales, Cavenderiaceae.